Molecule: messenger RNA, 5289 nt
Organism: Fulvia fulva
Lineage: Eukaryota; Fungi; Ascomycota; Dothideomycetes; Mycosphaerellales; Mycosphaerellaceae
Product: NFX1-type zinc finger-containing protein 1
Exons: 3
Coding region: 1-5289 (1762 amino acids)
Molecular function (GO): ATP binding; ATP hydrolysis activity; helicase activity
Source: RefSeq, a predicted model, not a curated record
AUGGAUAUUGGCAUCCCGUCCUCUAGUAUGGUCCGACUCGGAUCCAAGUCCACAGCUCGCACCCAGCCACUGAGCAUCGGUCAGCAAGCACCACCUGGCUUCCGGAGCCGAGAGAAUUGGGACACUAUUAACCGACUCAAUGAGGAGCUGACCAACCACGCCAAUACACUGGAUCAGUCUGUGAUCACCUUUCGAAGCACAAGUGGAUCCGAUUCGCAGCUUUUGGAAUACCUGGAGUUCUCCGAGGAGGACUACGACUUUUUUGAAGCGUUUGUCGUUCCGAAAGCCGAUGACGGGUUCAGAUACGUCCGUGAAGACGGUCGCGAGAUCAACAGCCUUUACCUGCUGCGUAGAUGGUACCAAGGCAAAGAUCCAGGCAUUUUCAGCCAGAAUGUAUCACCUUGGCACAUUGACAUCUGGAACAUGGAUGGCGCCUCCCGUCGUUCGAGAGUGCAGGAGUGGCGACUAGCUAUGCUUUCUGAAGCAGCUGAUAAUAUCGUCGCCCACGCACAUGUCUUUGAUUCAAGCCAGCAGACUUUGCAGGAGGCCCUGGGACGGCAAAAGACCGAGGUGAUACAGCAAAAGCGCAUUGUGGCUUGCACAACGACUGCUGCGAGUAUGUACAGCAAACACCUACAGAGCGCCUCACCAGGCAUCGUCUUGGUUGAGGAGGCUGGAGAGAUUCUCGAAAGUCAUGUGCUGACAGCCAUGACAUCUGGGACGAAGCAGUUGGUGCUUAUAGGUGACCACCGACAGCUGAGGCCUAAAGUCAACAACUAUUCCUUGACAGUGGAGAAGGGUGACGGCUUCGACCUCAACCGCUCUUUGUUUGAGCGAUUGGUGUUGGCUGGUCUACCACACACGACUUUGACACAGCAACAUCGCAUGUGCCCGGAAAUUUCAAGCUUGGUCCGGUGGUUGGCUUAUCCAGAUCUCCUAGAUGCCCCCAGUAAAACACAGCGCGAGCCUCUUCGUGGGCUGCAGAAAAGAGUAGUCUUCGUGAAGCACGAGAAACUCGAGCUUCAUAGCCAUGUUGCAGAUCGACGCGAUCAAGGCGCAAGCACCAGCAAACAGAACGAGCAUGAAGUGGCAAUGGUCAAGAAAGUUGUGAAGUACAUGGCGCAGCAAGGCUAUGGCACAGCUUGCCAGGUCGUCCUCACACCCUACCUCGGACAGCUGGGUCUUUUGCGCCGAGAACUUGCAAAGGACAACGAUCCGGUGCUCAACGACAUGGACUCUUUCGAUUUGGUUCGAGCUGGUCUACUAUCUCCAGCCAGCGCAUCUCAAAAGAAACAACCGCUCAAGCUCAGCACUGUCGACAACUACCAGGGUGAAGAAGCCGACAUUGUUAUAGUGUCGUUGACACGCAGCAACCCCAAUGGUGACAUCGGCUUCAUGAUCUCUCCAGAGCGUCUUAAUGUGCUGCUCUCACGAGCUCGCAAAGCCCUCAUCAUUAUCGGGAACCCAGCAACCUUUCUGGCCAGUAAGAAGGGAGGAGAAUUAUGGUCAUCGUUCUUCGCGUUGCUCGCCGAGACAAACUCCAUCCUCGAUGGUCUACCAGUGCGAUGUGCUCAGCAUCCCGAUCGAGAGAUGAUGCUGUGUUCGCCUGAGGAAUUCGAUCAGCUUUGCCCUGACGGAGGGUGCGCAGCUCCAUGUGGCGUAACAUUGAGCUGUGGACAGCACCAAUGUCAACAAAAGUGCCAUCGGAGAACGGACCACUCUCGCAUGCAAUGCAAACACCGUGUGCAGGACAAAUGUCCACAAGGUCAUAAGCUGACGUGGACGUGCUCGCAAGGCCACCCCGUCUCUUGUCGGACAUGCGAUGCAGAGGCAGCGGCUCUGCUCGCACAGCAACAACGUAACGCUGAAUUGGACAAGGAACUUCAAGCACGGCAGGCGGCAUACGCUUCGGAACUGGCUAAGAUUCAGGCCGAACUCGACCACGUUCGCCUAGCUGCGAAGGACAAGCGUGAACAGGAUGAGCAGAGCAACGAACUGACGCAGCGUCGCAAAGAUCUUGAAAACGCCAAAGCUCUCGCUGCUCGGCAGGUAGCUGCAGCUGAGACGUCUAAGAAGCAGAAGUCGACACAGGCGGGUGCUGGUGCCAAACAACCGAAAGUCUCGUCCACGAUACCUGAAUCUAGCAGCAACGAGGGUGAUCGCGAUUUUAAGUCUGAGGCCACACUUGAUUGGGAGCACCAGAAGACGAUCGAGGGCGCAAAGAACGAGGCUAUGGACCAGCUGAUGGCCAUGAUUGGCCUUGAGGCAGUGAAAGAGCAGUUCCUGGAGAUCAAGUCUAAGGUCGACCUUCUGGUCCGCCAAGAUCUGUCAAUCACUAAGGAGAGAUUCGUUGCCGCUUUGCUCGGCAAUCCUGGGUCAGGCAAAACAACUGUUGCUCGUUUGUAUGCGAAGUUCCUAUGCUCGGUGGGCGCUCUUCCAGGAGACAACUUUGUCGAGACUACAGGAGCGAAGCUGGCCAGUGAAGGUGUUCAGGGAUGUAAGAAGCUACUUGAAGAUCUGCUCAACCAGGGCGGCGGCGCCUUCUUUAUCGACGAGGCGUAUCAGCUUACAUCAGGCUCGAACUUUGGUGGCGCAGCGGUACUGGACUAUCUACUGCCAGAGGUGGAGAAUCUUACCGGCAAGGUCGUCUUCAUUCUGGCUGGAUACAACAAGCAGAUGGAGAAGUUCUUCCAGCACAACCCUGGCCUACCAAGUCGGUUCGCUCGGCGAAUGCAGUUUGACGAUUACGAAGAUGAUGAACUGCUAGCCAUCAUGAAUUACAACCUGACAAAGCGUUACGAAGGCCGCAUGAAGCUUGAAGACGGACAUAAUGGACUCUACGCACGCAUCGUGGCGCGACGUAUAGGUCGUGGUCGCGGAAAAGAAGGCUUUGGCAAUGCGCGUGAAGUCGAGAACGUGGUUUCCAUGAUUGCUUCUCGGCAAGCAAAACGUCUUCGUAGAGAACGCAAGGCACGAGGCAAGAGAGAGUCUCCCGAUGACAUGCUCUUCACCAAGACAGAUAUGAUCGGUCCCGAGCCAAAGAAUGUCCUGGCAGGUAACAAGUCCUGGCUCAAACUGCAGAAGCUCAUCGGGUUGGACAGCGUCAAGGAAUCGGUGAGAGCGCUGCUGGCUAGCAUUCAGAACAACUACCAGCGUGAGCUCGCAGAAGAACCAUUGGUAGAGUACAGUCUCAACAAAGUCUUCAUCGGUAACCCGGGAUCCGGUAAGACAUCUGUCGCCAAAAUCUAUGGCCAGAUGCUUGCGGACAUCGGUAUGCUCUCAAGUGGCGAAGUCGUCAUUAAGAAACCCGCAGACUUCGUGGGAAGUGUCCAGGGCGCUUCUGAAGCAAACACCAAGGGGAUUCUGGAUGCUGCUGUUGGCAAAGUGCUCGUCAUUGAUGAGGCGUACGGUCUCUACGGGGGCGGUCAAGGAAGCAACUCUGACCCAUACCGCACUGCUGUCAUUGACACGAUCGUGGCUGAGAUCCAGAGCGUACCAGGCGAUGAUCGAUGUGUGCUUCUACUGGGUUACAAAGACCAGAUGGAGGAGAUGUUCCAACACGUGAAUCCUGGACUGGCACGUCGCUUCCCUAUUGCUUCUGGGUUCGUCUUUGAGGACUUUAAAGACGACGACAUGGCAGCAAUUCUCGACAUGAAGCUGAAAGACCAAGGAUUUGGUGUUACUGAGCGUGCUCGACAGGUAGCUCUCAGCAUCCUCCAGCGUGCCCGGAAUUGCCCUCACUUUGGCAACGCUGGCGAGGUCGACAUCAUCCUCAAUGAUGCCAAGAUGCGGCAGCAAAAGCGCAUAGCUGGAGACGACACUGCUGCUACCGGCAUGUUUGAAGCUUCCGAUUUUGAUCCCGACUUUGAUCGAGGUGAUCGCGCUACUACGAACGUAGCAGCUCUCUUCAAGGACACUGUGGGCUGUGAGACCAUUGUAGCACAGCUACAGGGCUAUCAAACAGUCGCUGCUAACAUGAAAGAGCUUGAGAUGGAUCCACGAGAGCAGAUACCCUUUGCCUUUUUGUUCAGAGGCCCACCAGGAAUCGGUAAGACCACAACUGCCUCGAAGAUGGGGAAAGUGUUCUACGACAUGGGCUUUCUUUCGAAAGCAGAAGUGGUCCAAUGCUCGGCCUCCGAUCUGGUUGGUGAAUAUGUUGGCCAGACCGGUCCCAAGACAAGAAAGCUUCUGGAAAAGGCUCUGGGGAAGGUGCUUUUCAUUGAUGAGGCAUACCGACUAUCCGGAGGCAUGUUUGCACAAGAGGCUCUUGACGAGUUAGUCGAUGGGUUGACGAACGAGCGGUUCUUCAGAAAGCUUGUUGUCAUUCUGGCUGGCUACGACGCCGACAUCAAUCGACUCAUGUCGAUGAACCCGGGACUCACAUCGCGCUUUCCAGAGACGAUCACAUUCAAACCAUUGAGACCAGAAGUCUGCUUGGACUUGCUGAUCAAGACGCUUGCAAAGAAGAAGGGUCUGGACAUCUCGCCCAUUGAGAAUCUGCCCACGCAUGUGAGGGAUGUAGUGCUGGAAAAGUUUUCGAACCUCGCAACCCAAGCCAACUUUGCCAACGCUCGUGACAUCCAAACACUUUCCAAGACGAUCUUCGGUACCCUCGUAAAGGACUUCAAGAAGAAGGCCGGUGGUAUGACUGUGACACAAGACCUGCUUUUGAAAGCACUGAAUGACAUGAUCGUGGAACGAGCCAAUCGAGCAGCGGAUGCGACGACUGCUGGAGCUUCGAACAAUCUGUCAUCGACAAUGCCGCAGUUGCCGCGAUCCCUGACGAAAGAACCUCAACCACAGCGGAAGAUAGUGACGCGAAGCAUGUCCACCGCGAUGUCAGACAUGGAGCUUGCAGAUCAGGGGCGAGCGCCAGACUCGGCAAAUCCUUCUCCUACCGAGGCCAACGACCAACCGCCUGCUUCAUCCAUCACCGUCCAGCGAGACCCCGGCGUCUCGGAUGCCAUUUGGACGCAGCUUCAGAUCGACCGCAUGAAAGCCGAGCAAGAAGAGCGUGAGUUUGAACGUCUCAAAGAUGAAGAACGCAAAUUGAGAGCAUGGCUCAAAGCCUGCGCCGAUGCAAAGCGUCAGAAAGAGCUAGAAGAGAUAGAGCGGAAGCGGAAAGAGGCGGAGGAAAAGCGACGUAAGGAGGCAUUGGCUCAGAAGAAGUUGGAACAGAUGGGAUGCUGUCCGGUGGGGUAUCAGUGGAUCAAGCAGCAGGGUGGGUGGAGGUGUGCAGGUGGGUCGCAUUGGAUGGAUGAUGGAGCUGUGGACCGGAUGGUAGGAUGA